AUGACCACUAGCACUCCCAACGAGCCCGCCGUCCCAACCUCUCCGCCAGCAAAGCGCCUUAAGACGGACACCUCCGCCCCCACAACCAGCGAAACCAUGGCGUCCCCAGCGUUGCUCAUCAAGAAGCUUUCCGACAAGGCCCGGCUCCCGACCCGCGGCAGCGCUUUCGCAGCGGGCUACGACCUGUUCGCCGCACGCCCCACCACCAUCCCGGCGCGGGGCAAGGCGCUCGUCGACACCGACAUUAGCAUGUCUCUUCCGGCGGGGACCUACGGCCGCAUCGCGCCACGCUCAGGCCUCGCCGCCAAGCACUUCAUCGACACGGGCGCGGGGGUCAUCGACGCCGACUACCGCGGCCCCGUCAAGGUGCUGCUGUUCAACCACGCCGACGCCGACUACGCGGUGCAGGAGGGCGACCGGGUCGCGCAGCUCAUCAUCGAGCGCAUCUACACGCCCGAGGUGCUCGAGGUGCAGGAGCUGGAGGAGAGCGUGCGGGGCGCGGGCGGGUUCGGGAGCACGGGGACGAACUAG
This is a messenger RNA of Chaetomium globosum CBS 148.51, 531 nucleotides long. RefSeq names its product dUTP pyrophosphatase. The record is from RefSeq and is a predicted model, not a curated record. NCBI's taxonomy places the organism in Eukaryota, Fungi, Ascomycota, Sordariomycetes, Sordariales, Chaetomiaceae. Gene Ontology annotation, biological process: dUMP biosynthetic process; dUTP catabolic process. The transcript has 2 exons. The coding region runs from base 1 to 531 and encodes 176 amino acids. Gene Ontology annotation, molecular function: magnesium ion binding; dUTP diphosphatase activity.